Molecule: messenger RNA, 1146 nt
Organism: Paramisgurnus dabryanus
Lineage: Eukaryota; Metazoa; Chordata; Actinopteri; Cypriniformes; Cobitidae
Source: RefSeq, a predicted model, not a curated record
AUGGAGCGCCGAUCCACAGACGGUGUUGCACAAGGAUCAUCAACUUCAACACCCACCUUGUCAAGACACCCUGUUGAUGGUGAUGAAAACAGUGCAGAGGAAUUCAAAUGUCACAUUUUGACAGCUUACCCAAAACUGAAUAGCUGUGGUGGCUUUGAGCUUUUAAGAUUGUCUGGUAUGACCAGGAGCAAAAAACUUUCUGUGAUGCCUUGCCCGAACACAGGGUAUACCAUCAAAUCUAUCAAGGACCACAACAAGAGUGCCAUAAUCUAUAUACGUCCAAUGCAAAAGGACAUUGAUACAACUCCUGUGGAACCAGAGUCAGUUGUGUCUGGGCCCAAGGAAAGAUGUCUGAUUUGUGAAGAAGAUAUUUUUUUCUGUGAACUCAAAGAUCAUGUCAAAAGCUGCAGGUCUGCAAGUGAGAUCAGUAAAGCAUCAACAAGCAAUUAUCCUUCAGAUGGUCAGGAAUUUCCCAACACUACUGAUCGAGCUGAAGUGGACAUAGAUCAAUCAUCCACAGAUUCUGAAAUAGUACAGUUUAUUGAUUUAACAGAAGGCGAGCCAAUGCAGGAGUCCUUAGAUGAAUGGCGAUCCUUACGUUGUCAGCAGGAUCAAGAGUACCAGGAGUCUUUGCUUGCAGAUCAAGAAAAGCAUAAUAUGCAGAAGCAUUCUUUGGAAAAUGAAGAAAGACGUAGAAAGGCUAUACAUGAGAGACAGUUGAGAAUGGCUGAUGUUCCUGAGCCAGCUGAUGGUGUUCCACUCAGAUUUAAGUACCCCAGUGGCAUUACAAGAACAAGAAAAUUUGUUCUGUCUGAAUCCAUUCAGAUAUUAUUUGAUUUUGUCGGAGAAGAUGAUGAUGCUACAGAGUAUUUUCACAUUCAAGAUGCUCUGUCAGUAACAACUCUUAAAAGCAACAUGACUGGAACACUUUUGGGGAACAAUAUCAAUGGUUCAAGAACACUUUACAUCCACUGGAUUCAAAUUGAUGAUUUGGAGUUUGUCCCAGCACUUGAUUCCAACAAUCAAGCUGAAUCUCCCAGUGUCAGCAACCAGUUCUUUCCAAUGCCAGCAACUUCUUUUUCUUUGCCAUCAUCACCUACUUUUUUACCAGAGACGGACAGCUCAUUCUUUCAUGAAGGACAUUAA